Messenger RNA from Botrytis byssoidea, 2213 nucleotides. RefSeq lists its product as uncharacterized. The record is from RefSeq and is a predicted model, not a curated record. NCBI's taxonomy places the organism in Eukaryota, Fungi, Ascomycota, Leotiomycetes, Helotiales, Sclerotiniaceae. Gene Ontology annotation, cellular component: inositol phosphoceramide synthase complex. The transcript is spliced from 3 exons. The coding region runs from base 651 to 1889 and encodes 412 amino acids. Gene Ontology annotation, biological process: sphingolipid biosynthetic process; inositol phosphoceramide metabolic process. Gene Ontology annotation, molecular function: inositol phosphoceramide synthase activity.
GCUCCAUAUCACUUUGUUUCCCUCGGUUGCUUGAUUCUCUUUCUUCCUUUCUGAACCUCGACUUUUCGAGACUUUUCGUUCUACUUCUCAAGUCAAAUUUUGGAGAGUAGUAGAAGAAAAGAGACAAUAGCCCUUGCUUUCAUUCUUACUUCUCCAUACUAACAGAUCCGCAUCACCCCUGAAUAUCAACUUCCAGGAUAUUUAAAUCCACACAACGAACGAACACAUUCAAUUUCCUACUUAUGCGGCCGAUUUCGAUUUCUCUCAUUGAUUUGUACAGUUACAAUAACUUGACCUAAAACUCGACAAUUAUAAUACCCAUAUAUCAAUCCAUUUAAUCUGUUUUCUUCAAAGGUUUUCAACCCGCAUUGUUGUCAAGGGAUUUCUUUCCUCUUUAUCUCCUACACCAAAAGCAUACGUCAUCCCUGCGGUAAACAUAACGAGCAAAUUAUUUCAAUACAAAGGAAAAGAUUUGGAUACGGGGCUUUCUAUAGAUAUCUUGUAUCAAUACUUUGUUUAUAUAUCUGUCCGAAAUACUCUCUUUAAAGGGGGAAAAUUAAAAAAAAAAACCUUCAAUUGAGGGUUUCCAUCGUGUUUUGACGUCUGGCGUUUGAGUCGGAUUGGGCGGACGACAUUUAUACAAUCCAAAUAUGGCGACUACACCCCUUCCAGAUGGCGAACCGCAAUGGAAUAGUAAACCGCAAUUCAGAUUGCCGGGAUGGGCGGAACCAAUUAUGGUUGCUAGUAUCUUGUUUGGAUCUAUGGUACUGACGAGAAGACAUGGGUAUAAGAUAUUCGAUCGAAGGCGAAACACCUACGGAUUAUUGAGCGAGGAACCCGAUUCCGCACGCUCAUCCGAUGAUCUGUUAGCUCGGGACUACAUGAUUGGCAGCGGACGAGAUUCCGACGUCGAUUCGAUGUCGACGUCGAAGUAUCCCCCCAAGAAGAGAAGGUGCUGUGGCACGAAUCUCCUAACGCCGAAUACCUCGAGAUAUCGAGAUUACUACCACAGUCGAAUAUUACAGAAAUUUCCAUUUCUGAUCGAGAUGUUCUAUUGGAUUGUUACAUAUGCGUUCUAUCGAUGUACGAAAAUCCUCUCGCAAGCUAUGUUUUCCAAAAUGGGCAUCUGGGAUGUGGCUCAGGAUCAUGGGUUGGCGAUUUUGGAGUUCGAGGAGUUCUCAUGGAUGAGCUUUUUGUGGCCGGUGAGGGAACAGAGUGUACAGAAGUGGUUUUUGAAUGGUCAUGGGACGCUUUUGACCGUUCUAAAUCGUUCUUAUGCCUUGAUUCAUAUUCCUGGUACUGUUGGAUUCAUCGCGUUCUGGUACUAUGUGGCACCAUCCCAUACAACUUUCGCAACAGUCCGUCGAACCAUGACUCUGACCAAUCUUUUCGCCUUCUGCAUCUUUAUCCUCUACCCCUGUAUGCCACCACGUCUUCUUCCCCCCGAGUAUGGAUUCCUCGACAGCGUCGGUCGCAAUAACGCACAAUCUGUCUGGAUGCAAGGAAAUUACGUCAACUCGCUCGCUGCCAUGCCAUCCAUGCAUUUUGGAUAUUCAUUCUGCAUCGGCGUGACCUUAAUCUAUCAUUCUGGACUCUUCCGUCGAAAUCUCGAAACAGGCGAAAAACGCAAGAAUAAAUUCUGGGCGCUGUUUUAUGUUUUCCUGGGAAUCGCUUAUCCACUUUAUAUCCUGAUCACAAUUGUGGCGACGGCAAAUCAUUAUUAUCUCGAUGCAUUUGUGGCGUUCUUCGUGGCAAUCGCGGCAUAUCUGUGUAAUAGGAUAUUCCUCAUCUUGUUACCUGUGGAAGAUUUAUUGUUCUGGUGCUUGAGAUUGGAAAAGCCUAUUCCAACGACGGGAGAUAGAUUUAGGAGGAGAGUCAGUCGUUCUUAAGUCCAAUGGAUUUGGAAGAAAAGAGAGACAUUCUUUUACCUUCUGUAAUGGAGUCAUCAGCGACGAUGGAGAAAAUAAAGAAAGAGAUGGAUGGGCGUUUUUCUAGCAUUUUUCGGAUGGGCUGGGAUGGGAAGAAAGGAACUCUUCUGAGCGAGCAUAUUCAUGUAUAUGUUACUGUCACAUAUAUUUUGUCUGGUUUUUUAUACUCACCAUAUUGAGUAUUUUGGAUGGAUACCAGCAUGGCUUGAGGCCUCUAAAUAAACGGCGUAUUGGAAAUGGAAAGUUGGAGACUGAUUUGUAGCUUGAAUGAAGAGUUAUUGACUA